AUGUCGGAAAUAUCAGUGGAUCCUGGAUGUUGCGACACAUAUUGUACAAGUUUUCAGAUAUGGUAUCUUCGUGUUAUGCGACCAGGGGAUACAGUGCAAUUUAAUCAGAGCCCUAAGAUUUUGACAUUUGGAAUAGCGCAGGCCGGGUGCGGGGUGAUGUUGAUUAUACUUGAUUUACUUGCAAUCUUCUGCCAAUUUAAAGAAUUGACUUCUCCAUCGCCAUCUUUCCUUGGUGCACCCGGUGUUCCUGUUUGGAUUUCACUUCUGAUAUUGCUAAGCGGUUUCGGCGUUAUUAUUGCUUACAAACGAAAAGACAGAUUUGUGGCUGCUAUAUCAUUUGGAUGUUCAGCGCUUGCUGUUUUAAUGGCGAUAUCGCUGAUGGCCGUAAUCACAAUGUCUAUCGCACAAGAGGUUGAUUAUUAUGAUGAAAAGAACAAAUCUAUGGGAAUAGUUAUUGGAACUAUCAUGAGCAUUUUUGUUCUCGCUGAAGUUGUGAUAACGUCAUCAACUGCGUUGCUUGGAUACCUAGCCUUGACCUCACAUGACGAUCGCUGGUUCACGGAUAGGGGCACUCAACAUUUCCAAGAUGAGCUCGUUACAGGUUCUUCCCUGUCAGCUAACAUGACGAUACCUGGAGGACAACCCGCAUUCAUGUUUUACGCCCCUUCAAACGAAGCCAUCAAGUAUUCCAACGCUUUUCAAGAUGUCUUGUGUAACGUGCAGGCGACAUCAGCUGAACGAGCAACGUCUCCUAUUGUACGGAGUUGACGAGAUGUGCAAGAUGAUCAAAUGG
Styela clava is the source of this 793-nucleotide messenger RNA. RefSeq lists its product as uncharacterized. Lineage: Eukaryota; Metazoa; Chordata; Ascidiacea; Stolidobranchia; Styelidae. The record is from RefSeq and is a predicted model, not a curated record. Gene Ontology annotation, cellular component: membrane.